Messenger RNA from Cordyceps fumosorosea ARSEF 2679, 582 nucleotides. RefSeq lists its product as hypothetical. The transcript is spliced from 2 exons. The record is from RefSeq and is a predicted model, not a curated record. Bases 1 to 582 code for a protein of 193 amino acids. NCBI's taxonomy places the organism in Eukaryota, Fungi, Ascomycota, Sordariomycetes, Hypocreales, Cordycipitaceae.
AUGGUUCGCAUUCAUACCUUGGUUCUUAGUUUGACUUUGUCUGCCCUUGGGGCGACUACUCAGAAUGACCGCCGUGGAGUCGACGUCCUCGCCAGGGCCAGAAUUCCCAGCCAAGGCUCGGCGGUAAUGGGCUUACAUACGCGCAAGGAUGAGAAACCGAGCAGCGCUGCGAUCAAGAAGCUGGAAGAAGACAGAAGAGUCAUCUCGCCUGAGCUUGACCAGGCCUGGGAGAAAAUGAAAACUGCCAUUCAGGCCGCUGAGGAUGCUAUCUCUGAUCAGCACAAGGAAGCUGAAAAGCGGGCCAUGAAGGAGCUCGAAGCCGCCUUUUUGGCGUCUGAUAACUCGAUUCCCCAGGAAAUCAAACAGAAGCAGGACGAUGCUGUUAGGGAGUUCGAGGCUACUAGAGACGGUCUCCCCGAGGAGACGAAGUCCAAGCUCGAGGAGAACCGUCUAGCUCUUGAGGAGGCUCGGGAAAGGGAGUCCGCCUCGGAGUCUGAUGCCACCUCCCAGUCCGAUUCCGAACCCGACUCUACGUCUUCUGUUGCCCUCGGUUCUACCCCUUCUGUUACGCCGGAGUCCUAA